This is a messenger RNA of Rhinopithecus roxellana (golden snub-nosed monkey), 2173 nucleotides long. Its product is annotated as solute carrier family 2, facilitated glucose transporter member 3-like. NCBI's taxonomy places the organism in Eukaryota, Metazoa, Chordata, Mammalia, Primates, Cercopithecidae. The record is from RefSeq and is a predicted model, not a curated record. Gene Ontology annotation, biological process: D-glucose transmembrane transport. The coding region runs from base 1 to 1608 and encodes 535 amino acids. The transcript has 10 exons. Gene Ontology annotation, cellular component: membrane.
AUGCAAAGACUCCAACUGUUGAGAGUAAAAGUAUUGCUGGGUGAGAAGCAAGGAGAUGAAAUGUGGCGUCAUCUUUUUUCUUCUCAGACCUCCAUUCUGGAGAAGAGUCAGAACAGGGUCAUCGGGGAGCAGGUCACCCCAGCUCUGAUCUUUGCCAUCACAGUUGCUACAAUCGGCUCUUUCCAGUUUGGCUACAACACUGGGGUCAUCAAUGCUCCUGAGAUAAUCAUAAAGGAAUUUAUCAAGAAAACUUUGACGGAGAAGGCAAAUGCCCUUCCCUCUGAGGUGCUGCUCACGUCUCUCUGGUCCUUGUCUGUGGCCAUAUUCUCCGUCGGGGGUAUGAUCGGCUCCUUUUCCGUCGGACUCUUCGUCAACCGCUUUGGCAGGCGCAAUUCAAUGCUGAUUGUCAACCUGUUGGCUGUCGCUGGUGGCUGCCUUAUGGGACUGUGUAAAAUAGCUGAGUCGGUUGAAAUGCUGAUCUUGGGCCGCUUGGUUAUUGGCCUCUUCUGUGGACUGUGCACAGGUUUUGUGCCUAUGUACAUUGGAGAGGUCUCGCCUACUGCCCUGCGGGGUGCCUUUGGCACUCUCAACCAGCUGGGCAUUGUGAUUGGAAUUCUGGUGGCCCAGAUCUUUGGUCUGGAAUUCAUCCUUGGGUCUGAAGAGCUAUGGCCGGUGCUAUUGGGCUUCACCAUCCUUCCUGCUAUCCUACAAAGUGCAACCCUUCCAUGUUGCCCUGAAAGUCCCAGAUUUUUGCUCAUUAACAGAAAAGAAGAGGAGAAGGCUAAGUGGAUCCUCCAGAGGUUGUGGGGCACCCAGGAUGUAUUUCAAGACAUCCAGGAGAUGAAAGAUGAGAGUGCAAGGAUGUCACAAGAAAAGCAAGUCACCGUGCUGGAGCUCUUUAGAGUGUCCAGCUACCGACAGCCCAUCAUCAUUUCCAUUGUGCUCCAGCUCUCUCAGCAGCUCUCUGGGAUCAAUGCUGUGUUCUAUUACUCAACAGGAAUCUUCAAGGAUGCAGGUGUUGAAGAGCCCAUCUAUGCCACCAUUGGCGCGGGUGUGGUUAAUACUGUCUUCACUGUAGUUUCUCUAUUUCUGGUGGAAAGGGCAGGAAGAAGGACUCUGCAUAUGAUAGGCCUUGGAGGGAUGGCUGUUUGUUCCAUGCUCAUGACUGUUUCUUUGUUAUUAAAGGAUGACUAUAAUGGGAUGAGCUUUGUCUGUAUUGGGGCUAUCUUGGUCUUUGUGGCCUUUUUUGAAAUUGGACCAGGUCCCAUUCCCUGGUUUAUUGUGGCCGAACUCUUCAGCCAGGGCCCUCGCCCAGCUGCGAUGGCAGUGGCCGGCUGCUCCAACUGGACCUCCAACUUCCUAGUCGGAUUGUUCUUCCCCUCUGCUGCUCACUAUUUAGGAGCCUACGUUUUUAUUAUCUUCACUGGCUUCCUCAUUACCUUCUUGGCCUUUACCUUCUUCAAAGUCCCUGAGACCCGUGGCAGGACUUUUGAGGAUAUCACACGGGCCUUUGAAGGGCAGGUACAAGGUACAAAUAGAUCUGGGAAGGACGGCGUCAUGGAGAUGAACAGCAUCCAGCCUCCUAAGGAGACCACCACCAAUGUCUGAGUCAUGCCCCCUUCCACCUCCCUCCCAGCAUGGGAAAGCCAUCUCUCCCUGAACAAGGGAGAGACCUCAUCAGGAUGAACCCAGGACUGCUUCUGAAUGCUGCUACUUGGUUCCUUUCUCAUCCCACGCACUCCAUGAGCACCCCAAGGCUGGGGUUUGUUGGAUUUUCAAUGGCUUUUUAAAUAUUUUAUUUCCUGGACAUUCUCUUCUGCUUAGGAGAGACCGAGUGAACCUACCUUCAUUUCAGGAGGGAUUGGCCGCUUGGCAUAUGAUAACUUUGCCAGCUUUUCCUCCCUUGGGUUCUAAUAUUGCCGCAUUAGGGGAUACAGGAGAAGAAAAGUAAGGUGCAGAUAAAGCUACUGAUUUCCUUUGGAAAUUUAAGGUAAUAGUUUACAGGUAGUAGUACUUGAAAUCUAGGAUUAUUAACUAAUAUGGGCAUUGUAGUUAAUGGCAGUUGAUGGGUUCUAAUUUUGGAUGGAGUUGAGGGAAGGGAAAGUGAUUUCUAGAAAGCCUGUUCCCCUCACUGGACGAAAUAACUCCUUCUUCUUGUAGUAAGUAGUCUCAU